Molecule: messenger RNA, 978 nt
Organism: Solanum pennellii
Lineage: Eukaryota; Viridiplantae; Streptophyta; Magnoliopsida; Solanales; Solanaceae
Exons: 3
Coding region: 1-978 (325 amino acids)
Source: RefSeq, a predicted model, not a curated record
AUGUGGCAUUUGGACACCGGGCAUAGCAACCACAUGUGCGGAGACAAGAAGACAUUUUCUGAAUUGGAUGAAAGCUUCCGCAAUACCGUCAAGUUCGGUGAUGACUCUGUUGUAUCUGUCAUGGGAAAAGGCAAUNAUCAAGGCAAUGUGAAGGCAAAAAGGGUACAACUCCAAGGACUCCGAACUGAAUUUGAGACUUUCCGUAUGAAGUCAGGAGAGGCAGUUGCAGAUUUCUUUUCAAGAACUAUGGCAAUUGCAAGCAAGAUGAGAAUCCAUGGAGAGCAAAUGCAGGAUGUCACCAUUGUUGAGAAAAUCCUUCGAUCAAUGACACCGAAAUUUAAUUUUGUUGUCUGCUCUAUCGAAGAAUCGAAGGAUAUUGAUGAACUCUCCAUUGAUGAAUUGCAAAGUUCUUUGUUAGUUCAUGAGCAGAAAAUCAUCCAGCAGGACAAAGAAGAGCACGCGCUGAAAGCAACCACAGAUAAUCCUUCUAGAACAAGUGGAGGUCGAGGCAGAGGCCGAGGUCGGAGUAGGGGGAGAGGAAGCUACAGUCGAGGUAAUCAACAGUACCAUCAGUUGAAUGAUGAUCAGUUUCAACAUAGAGGAAGGGGACGUGGAGGACAUGACUCAACAACUCAGAAACCAAAGUCAGUAGACAAAACAAAUGUUGAGUGCUAUCGCUGCCAUAGACAGAGUGCAGAAGUAUCUAACUUUGCAGAAAAGGAAGAAGAAGUUUCUUUCUUGAUGGUGUGUUAUGCAAGUGCAGAAACUCGACAAAAUAUGUGGCAUUUGGACACCGGGCAUAGCAACCACAUGUGCGGAGACAAGAAGACAUUUUCUGAAUUGGAUGAAAGCUUCCGCAAUACCGUCAAGUUCGGUGAUGACUCUGUUGUAUCUGUCAUGGGAAAAGGCAAUGUCAAUUUACAUGACAAAGAUAACUCUUUUCACACAAUUUCUAAUGUGUUUUAUGUUCCAGUUUAA